AUGGACUGUUCUUCGUUUCUCGACAUAUCUCUCAAUCUCAACACCAACACUCUCGAUCGUAGUUUCCCAGCAAAACUUCCGAAGAAAGAGGUCAAGGUUUCAAAUUCUCCUAAUUUGGAAAGGAAUUGGUUAGUCAAAGACGAGAGCGUAAGUGAGUUAAGAGAAGAGCUUAACAGAGUAAACUCAGAGAACAAGAAGCUAACAGAGAAGCUUGCAACAGUCUACGAGAGCUACUGCGCAUUACAUCAAUAUUUGGAGAAGCUUCAGAGUCGACAAAGCCCUGAAAUGGAUCAGAUCGAACAACCGACAAAGAAAAGAAAACAAGAUUCGGAUGAGUCCUUAAGCAUUCCUAAUGGAUUCAGUGAUGGAAAAACUGACAACAGCUCUAGCAACGAAGAUCAUCAUCAUCAUCAUCAGCAGAAUAAUCAGCUUAUUUCAUGCAAAAGACCAGUCACUGAUAGCUUCAACAAAGCAAAGAUUUCGACAGCCUACUUUCCUGCUAAUUCUUCCGACACAAGCUUGACAGUUAAAGAUGGAUAUCAAUGGAGGAAAUACGGUCAAAAAGUUACAAGAGAUAACCCUUCACCAAGAGCUUACUUUAGAUGUUCUUUUGCGCCAUCUUGUCCAGUAAAAAAGAAGGUGCAACGCAGUGCAGAGGAUCCGUCAGUACUGGUAGCUACAUACGAAGGGACGCAUAACCAUUUAGGUCCAAACGCUUCUGAAGUGGAUGCUACAAGUCAUGUUGGAUCAAGAACUGUGACUUUGGAUAUGGUUAAUGGUGGUCAUAGUUUAGCUUUGGAGAAGAACGAAAGGGAAACGAUGCAAGAGGUUCUGGUUCAGCAAAUGGCGUCUUCGUUAACGAAAGAUUCGAAGUUUACUGCUGCUCUUGCUGCUGCUAUAUCUGGGAGGUUGAUGGAGCAGUCUAGAACAUGA
This is a messenger RNA of Eruca vesicaria subsp. sativa (arugula), 933 nucleotides long. The record is from the annotation of a GenBank genome assembly. Lineage: Eukaryota; Viridiplantae; Streptophyta; Magnoliopsida; Brassicales; Brassicaceae.